UUGCAGAUCGAGAAUUUGCCGGAUGCUCUGCACGAUCCUUAUGUAUGCAGCAUUUAUCGAGCAGAUUUGGCGCAGAAAACGCAAGAACUUCUUCAGUCAUUCAGCAAGGGCAAUGCUAUUUUCACACUGCCAAAUGCGCCAAUCAAGUGUUCCGGUGCUGCCCAGAAAAUAUGCUACUUAGCUGACGAAAUAUUCCGGAAGCGAGGUGUUAGGAGUCAAACCCAUCUAACCUAUAAUACACCACUAUCGGAUGUAUUCGACGUACCGAAAUAUGCAAAAACACUGAACAAAAUUGUCGAAAGAAAAUCGAUCGAACUAAAAUUGUUGAGAAAUUUAAAAAGCGUUAAUAUUGGAAAACGUGAGGCAACAUUUGAAUUGCUCGAACAAGAUGGUCGACCAACCGGGCACAGCUCAAUUUUUGUACAAGCGUUUGAUCUGCUUCAUGUAGCACCGCCUUGCUCGGCGCCAGAAGUGCUACGAAAUUCGCCGGAAGUAACGAACGCCAAUGAUUUUCUGGAUGUAAAUCCAAAAUCACUGCAACACAAAAAAUAUCCAAAUAUUUUCGGCAUUGGCGACUGCAAUGGCUCACCGAACAAGAAGACAGCGGCUGCUACAUGUUAG
Gongylonema pulchrum is the source of this 621-nucleotide messenger RNA. Lineage: Eukaryota; Metazoa; Nematoda; Chromadorea; Rhabditida; Gongylonematidae. The record is from the annotation of a GenBank genome assembly.